Brienomyrus brachyistius is the source of this 4961-nucleotide messenger RNA. Its product is annotated as protein APCDD1-like. Gene Ontology annotation, biological process: negative regulation of Wnt signaling pathway. Gene Ontology annotation, molecular function: Wnt-protein binding. The transcript has 5 exons. The record is from RefSeq and is a predicted model, not a curated record. Bases 363 to 1904 code for a protein of 513 amino acids. Lineage: Eukaryota; Metazoa; Chordata; Actinopteri; Osteoglossiformes; Mormyridae. Gene Ontology annotation, cellular component: plasma membrane.
CAGCAGCGGAACAAAAGCAUUUAGCUGCGUCCCCACAUCAGUACCGCAGCCGCUCUUAUUCUUUAUUAUACAAGGACAAUUUGGCUUUUGUUAAACGCUUGGAGUUAUGGCUGGGGCUAUGGGGAGGCUUUCUGUAAGGAGGCAGUUGUGAAUUGUGCGUCUUUUUCCACCAGUGCCUCUGGAUGUAUUGAUGGCAAGUGUUUGGGCAAGGGAUGCAGCCGCGUGACUGACUUUUAUACUUUGAAGCGGAGCGAGGACGCUUGUACAUUUUAUUUUAUUUUCAGUUUGUUUUCCGUUAUCUGAAUAUUCUUCACUUUGGCAUAAUUUGUGGAAACUUUCAUUGAAACGAAAUCUGAAGAGGCAUGGGAAGUGAUAAAGAAAAUACACCUGAUAUGUUAUCCUGGGUCUUCAGAGCGAGUCAUGCCAUCAUUUUUCUUGUACUUAUCGGUCUGGGCAAAGGCUCCCAUUAUGGCGACAACAGCUCUCAGGUGGUUUCCAUGGCAAGGCACAUGGGGCAGCAAUAUAAGGAAUCGCAGUGUCACCUCUUGCUCAGUGACCUCCGCAACGGGGCGAGGGUCAUUGUGCAUUUGCCUCCCGACAUCGAGGGCCAUUGGGUCUCCACAAGCUGUGAAGUGAGACCAGGCCCAGAAUUCAUCACCAGAUCCUACAAGUUCUACCGGAACAGUAAUUUCGAGGCCCGUCAGUUUUACUACAGAGACAAUCACUGCACGUCGCCGGUUUACACGCUGGUGAUCCGCGGCCAAAUACAGCUGCGACAGGCCUCCUGGAUCAUCCGUGGUGCCACCGAGGCCGAGUACCUGAUUCAGCACAUCCAGGCUGUGUGUCACAGCCAGACGAAGGCAGCCCAGCUUAAAGAAGGCCUCAACUGCACCUGCCAGGGUCCGCAGAGGUCCUGGGAGCCCGGCGUGGGCUACGAGCUGCUGAACGAGCAGACCGGCUGCGACUGCUCACUUGGUCUCAAUCUCACCAUGCAUGAGCUGCAGCUCCUGCGCUUGGAGAAAGUGUAUCUUCACCACGGCCAUGUGGUGGAGCAGCUCUUUCUGGGGGAUGUGCAUACGGACCCUGCCCAGAGGAUGUAUCACCGGCCCUCUAGCUACCAGGCAGCUCUUCAGAACGCUAAGAACCACGAGCAGGCCUGCGUGGCAUGCCGCAUCAUUGCGCGGUCAGGGGAGCAGCGGCCACCCGUGCUGCCGCCGCGAGCCGACCUGGCGGUGGCGCUACAGGGCCAGUGGGCGAGCCUGCGCUGCGAGGUACGACCGCAGGGCCUCUUCCUCAAACGCCAUUUCAUCUUCCAUGACAACAGCCACACCUGGGAGGGCCACUACUACCACUACAUGGACCCUGGAUGCGAGCGGCCCACCUUCAGCCUCUACGCAAGGGGGCGCUAUACCCAUGGUUUGCAGUCGGAGAAGGUCAUGGGCGGCACUGAGUUUGUUUUCAAAGUGAACCACAUGAGGGUGAAGCCCAUGGACCUGUCCACGGUGUCCCUCCUGAACGUCUUCGACAGGAAUGAGUGUGGAGAAGAGGGCUCCUGGCAGCUGGGCGUGGAGCAGGACGUCACAGCCACAAAUGGCUGCGUAGCGCUGGGCAUCCGGCUGCCCCACACCGAGUACGAGCUCUUCCGCGUGGAGCAGGACGCCCGCGGACGCUUCCUCCUCUACAACGGCCAGCGGCCCAGUGACGGUUCCAGCCCAGACACGCCCCAGAAAAGAGCCACCUCCUAUCAGGAGCCCCUGGUCCGGUGUAGGGCCAGCAGCCCAGGGGGCCACGGAGAGGCUGGGGACCAGGUCCCAAGACGCAGUGGGGGCAGCGGGCGGUGGCUUGGCCUGGCAAACGUGGCUGUGACCCUACUUCUCACCCUCCUAACCCUACAGCCAUGUUGAUCUAAAAGGACCAAACGCACACGAACAUUUACACUUAUAUACAUGGAUAUGUUUCAUACUCGCAUGCGUUCAGGACAGGACAUCCAGGCAGCUACAGCUAGAAUUACCCCCCGGAGGAGGAACCGCACAUCAUCCCGUGGUCUAUACAUCUCCCAGUGACCAUGCGGAGAAACAUACGGCAGGACGCAGGCUGAAAGGGGAAAUGUGCUGCCUUUUGUCGUUCCCAUCCCACAAUACACCGGUUUCUUGUUCAUUAGUUAUGGUGGGGGGCUACUCAUAGUUGUUUUCCCUGUUUUGACCUUAGAAAAAUUUAAAAAAGAGUUUAGAACCCCAAAUUCCUAAUCACAGUCCAGUACUUCUGUAGUAGCUACGCUCCCCAGAAUGGCCGUGAAGCAGGGCUCACCCCGGACGGCACGGCCAAGCAAACCAUGUGACCCAGGGGUCAGAGGAAGAAACAAAGACUGUAAAGAUGGGGGUGAACACGGCCGGGGUGGUGUCAGGCACAGCACAGGGGCAAACGCAUACAAGAGGCACAAAACCGGGUCGUGGUGUUGGGGGGUGUUUACAGUGUAAUGCAGGAGGCAAAAUAAAACAGGGAAGAAAAGCAUCGUCCUCCUAGGCCCAUCCAUCCAGCAUCCAUCAGAGCCCAGAAACUCACUGCAAGAAUAGCAAGAUUCCCCAAAGAGAACAUGUUCCGUUAUAGACACUUUUAUAACUAGUAAGUGAAAGCUUACAUAUUUUGUAUGAUCAAAUAAUUUACUACAAGAACUUACACUCAUUGGCCACUUUAUUAGGUACACCUUGCUAGUACUGGGUUGGACCUCCCUUUUGCCUUCAGAACUGCCUUCAUUCUUCAUGACAUAAAUUCACCAAGGUGCCUGAACAUUCCUCAGAGACUCUGGUCCAUGUUGACAUGAUGGUGUCAUGCAGCUGCUGCAGAUUUGUCACCUGCACCUUCAUGAUGCCAAUCUCUCGUUCCACCACAUCCCAUAUGUGUUCUGUUGGAUCGAGAUCUGAUGACUGUGGAGGCUAUUUGAGUACAGUGAGCUCACUGUCAUGUUAAACAAACCAAUCUGUGAUGAUAUGAGAUUUGUGACAUUGUGUGUUAUCCUGCUGGAAGUAGCCAUUAGAAGCUGGGUACACUGUGGUCAUAAAGGGAUGGACUCAGGUAGACUGUGACAAUUAAACGAUGCUCAGUUGGUAUUAAGGGGCCCAAAGUGUGCCAAGAAAAUAGCCCCCACACCAUUACCCCACCAGCAGCCUGAAUUGUUGAUACAAGGCAGGAUGGAUCCACACUGUCAUCUUGUUUAUACCAAAUUCUAAACCUAACAUUUGUAUGUCACAGUAAAAAUCAAGACUCAUUUGGCGAGGCAACGUUUUUCCAGUCAUUGGUUGUCCAGUUCAGUGAGCCAGUGCCCACUGUAGCCUCAGCUUCCCAUUCGUAGCUGGCAGGAGAACCACUGCUGACUGGAUGUUGUUUGUUUUUCAGACCGUUCUCUGUAAACCCCAGAGAUGAUUGCGCAUGAAAAAUCCCAGUAGAUCAGCAGUUUUAUGAAUUCUCGUUCCAGCAUGUCUGACACCAACAGCCAGGCCAAAGUCACUUAGAUCACCUUUCUUCCCCAGUCUGGUGUUUGAUGUAAACAUUAACUGAAGGUCCUGACCUGUAUGAGGAUAUUGUGCUGCUGACAUAUGAUAGAUUAAAUAGAUUAAAUAGAUUAAAUGACGAUACUUUAUUGACCCCUGUGGGGAUGUUCUUGCUUGCCUACCCCAUCCUGCUCUCCAUGACUCACAGGCACAUAUGUAGGUGAGAUCCAGCUUGGCAGUGAAGGGCAACCACCCAUAGCGAUGCCCAUGGAGCUGGAAGUUAAGGGUCUUUGCUCAAGCACUCACAGAGGUGAGAAAUCUGCUGUGGCCGGAGCUUGAACCGGCAAACUUCCAGUCACAGGCACAGACGCUUAGCUCCCCGAGCCACACGCUGCCCUCAAAUAUUUGAAGCAGAUACUAUACAUGCGAUUAACAACAAGCAGCUGAACAGGUGAAUCUAAUAAAGUGGACAGCGAGUAUAGAUUCUUUGUACUCCUAAACAGGGACACACUAAGCUUAGAUAGAGCUCGUGGGAGUUUUACUUACACAAAAAUGCUGAAAGCAGAAUGAAAAAUUGGUUGAGAGAGAUGGCCAUUAAGAUUGUAGAAGAUGCGAGUCCAAGCAAGUAGAGGAGGCGGGAACAACCAAUCAGAUGUCUUGGUCCUGACUCUUCUACUUGCUUGGACCCACAUCCUCUACAAUCGGAUUGAUUAUCUCUCUGAACCAAUAAUUUCGUUCUGCCCUCAGAACAUUUUUGUGUAAGUAAAACUCCUAUGAGCUUAGAGUGAUGUUUUACAAAGGAACAAUAUCCCUUUAAGGCACGAGCAGUGUAGCUGCCGUACUGAAAGUCUUUGCGAGCUGCCAAACACUUUUUAAAGGGAGGGGCUGUUUUAUUGGCAGGCUGCAGGCAUUCUUACAGCCGAUAACGAGGCAGAGGGGGACAGCCUUGCCCUAAACCAAUGGAAAACAUCUUGCAAUCGCAUUUUCUAUCUUCUUAUGGGGCAGCUGGUAGGUGCUGGGAGCCACUUCUGGAAAGUUAACAGCAGUUUGAAGCCUAACAACUACAGCUGUUAAAAUCAGAGAGAACAGGGGAGAGAUUAAAGUAUUUACUGCCACUUUCAGAAUACAAGCUAGCAAAAGUAUGACAAGAGCAGCAUUGAGUGCAAGCAGUCUUCAGUGCCACAUCAAAACAUCAUGACAGCAGCUUCCAGAGUAAAGACGAUGAUUCCUGUAUAGCAGGCACAUUUCAAGCAAACAAGCAAUACAUGGCUUUUUAGAAUAGAAUAUCUUCAUUAUUAUAUGUAUCUAUUACGGCAUGGGAGAGAAGGGUUAGAAACCUUUGGGAGCAGCAGAAGUUGCAUUUUGACCUCCAACCACUAGGUGGAGUGACCAGAGUGCAGGAUCCUAGAGGACUUUUGGCCCCUCUAUGAAUAUUAUUCAUUUUAAUGGAAUCAUUCACUCCUUCUGUUUCAA